Ruditapes philippinarum (Manila clam) is the source of this 1758-nucleotide messenger RNA. RefSeq lists its product as uncharacterized. The transcript is spliced from 6 exons. Gene Ontology annotation, molecular function: protein binding. The record is from RefSeq and is a predicted model, not a curated record. Lineage: Eukaryota; Metazoa; Mollusca; Bivalvia; Venerida; Veneridae. The coding region runs from base 97 to 1014 and encodes 305 amino acids.
AGAAAAGUCUGAUUUUUUAUUUUUUAAGAGUACAAUGCAACCGAAUUUGGUGAGUUCUUUCAUUGUAAAAGAGACGACAAAGCCAUACCAAAGUCGAUGAUGUGUAUAUAUGCCGUAGAUGCCAGCGGUUACAUGACUGGAUGCAGAUCUGGAGAUCAUUUACAACAUUGUGAAAAUUUCACUUGUCCAGCAAAUACAGUCAAAUGUCCUGGAAGUUAUUGUAUUGAACAACGAUUUCUUUGUGACGGACAUAAUGAAUGUCCUGGAGGGGAAGAUGAACAAGACUGUACUUGUGGAGACUCGGAUAGAGAAGUUAUCUUAUUCGUGGAAGAUGAAGGCUCUGAGAGCAGGGAAGCAGCAAUGCAUUUGGCGGAACAAUUUUUUACAAACAGUGAGAAGAAUAUCGUUAAAUUGUUUAAUUUCAAUAUUCUUCAUAGAAAAAUGAAGUUUGACAUUGAGUACAGGUUAUUGGAAAUAAAGGUAGAACGUGUUACCAGAGAACACGGAAUAGAGGAAACUGGAUGCAAGUUUAAAACAAUGGCAAGAGACUUUCUUAAACAACUAAAUUUUUCCGAGCUAGAAAAAAGAGCGCUUAUUGUACUAGAAAACAGUAUUGAAUCAUCAGUUGUCGCUAGCUUCCCUAAGGCUACAAUCGUACCACCAUGUGUUGGAAAGUACAGAUGUUCGUCUAGUAAGCAAUGUAUACAUUUGAACAAAAGUACAGCUGACAUGGAGGUGUUUCACCAGCACAUCUUGGUGUAUUGUACCAAAGGAUUUGCUUACACUCCACCUGUUUAUAGCGGUUGGAUGGAAUUAAGAAGAAGAGAAAAAUAUCAUUAUAUGGAUACCAUUUUACAGGAAGCUAUAUCCAUGAGAAUGAGUGACAAAGAGGGGGUAUAUAAAAGAAGAAAGUUAGAGGAAGAUGACCCCCGCAGACUUUCAAAACAUUUGGCCCCAGUUAGCCCAAAGCCUACCCAAGCCAUUCAUGAUGAACAUAAAUCAAAAUAUGAUUGACUUUUUAUGGAAAAGAAUGAUAGUGUGUUACACUGAUUGCCCAACUAUUCAAACAUAUCUAAGCUGAGAUUGAAUACCUGGUACUCAUGAUAGUUUUAUGAAAUAUCUUUUUAGAUAUGGCACUGUAUCUAUCUUGUUUCGAAAAAAAUUCUCUUGAUUCAUUUGUCAUGACUGAAGGUCUGUUUUUAAUAUUUUGUCAGAAAAAAAUGACUACUUUUUAUACAAGUGCAAAAUAUUAUCCAAUCUAUUAAACUAAUAAUAAGUGCUGCUAUGAGCUUUAAUGUAGUAAAAAAGUUAAAAGUAUUAUUCAAUUAUAUCUUUUGAUAUGCAUGUACUAUGUCAUUCACUUUAGCUCAGCUUUUCUUUUUUUUAUUUUUGAAAAAAGAAAUAAAGGUUGCUGCUGUUGCCUUCUGCAAACUUGAACCUUGUUCAUAACUUUUAAAGUUCUUGGUGUAUUGUCUACACAUUGGUCACCACAACCCUUGCAACAAGAUAUUUAAGAAGACAUGACUAACCUUGGCCUUCAUUCAUAAUUGACCUUGACCUUCAAGGUUAAUGUCUAAUUUUUGGCUUUGCUUGUUAUUUGCUAUAAGUGGCUUUAACUUUAUUGCCCUUUGUUAAUUUGUCAUAUUUCAUUUUUGUCUUGGCCAUUUCUCCUAAACUAUAUUGUUCACAAGGCAACACAUCCGACGUGCGGAGAUCUAGUUGUUAUUAGUCCAUGAAUUGUUUGUAGUCCAAUCUAGU